Molecule: messenger RNA, 1850 nt
Organism: Sclerotinia trifoliorum
Lineage: Eukaryota; Fungi; Ascomycota; Leotiomycetes; Helotiales; Sclerotiniaceae
Source: the annotation of a GenBank genome assembly
CAAAUACUUUGUCUAAAUCUAAGAAUUUGUAAAAUGAAGGAAAAUUUCUAUUGAUCAUUCUUUAAUUAUAUAUACAGAAUUUUAUUCUCAAACGGUUUAGACUUAAACAAAGUAUUUGAGUUUAUACCUAAUCAUCCAAGAUGCAAAAUUCUCAUCAGAUGCCUCCUACCCUUUCCCCAUCAGAAGAAAUGUUGCUGAAUGUCGAGGGUGACUGGAACCAGGAACUGCAAUCCCCAACCUUUAAAGUAGAGCUGAUGACGAAGGUAUGCCAGAAUCUUCGCAACUAAUGGAGAUGCUCAUGCUAAUGAUGCAACAGCAGCCAAAGCCUAUUAAUCCCAAGCGGUCACACGCUUCAUUUCUCGAAAGCCUUGUCGCAGAACCACCUCCCAUUUCCCCUUCGAAGAGACCUCGAUAUUGUUCUGAAUCUGUAGAUAAUUUUGUUACACAUUGGCUUGAAUCUACUUCGGACGCUGCAUCAGCAUCACACCGGCGAACAUACUGUCGUUCGGACAGCUUUCUCGAUUCCUCAAACGUCGACUACAUACCGAGAAGACUUGCUAAAUCUAUAUCGAAUAUGCCAUAUACAGAAGAAGAUAUGAGUAGCUCCGUGCCUAAACGAGAAAAUGAUGGAUUUAUACUUCCACCAACACCGAGUUUAUACUCUAGUUCCAAUCCAGCUAGUGCUAGAAAUUCUGUAUCCAUGUCAACACCAGCAUCAAGUCGCAGGUCCUUGGUCGACGAUCCUUUCUAUCGAGUCAAUAACUUGUCCACCAAUCAUAUCUUCUUGCAAAACAGUUACCUAAGCAAUUUCCAGAACACGUCAACAGAUUAGUUGAUCAUUUACAAAGAGAUCGUGAUUCCCCUGGUCCAACACCUCAACAAAUUGAGGAAGAUGAAGAUUUGCAGCAGUUAGAUAUGGCAACGAGCGAAUCAGAUGUCGAAAAUCAUUUCAAGAACAACAUAUUCCCUUAUACCAAAGUAUCUGAUCCAUUAAUGCAUACUGAUAGAAAUCCAAUGUCUAAGCAUGCUAUUCCUAUUUCCUCCUCGAUAUACAAAAUCACCAAUCCGUGCCCUGAUAUGCUUUACGGUUAUAAACGAACUUCAGCAUUUCGCCAAGAACAGCAAAUAUAACUUAGUAAUCUGGGAAAUGAGAUAGCGGCCAACUCUCGUGAUCUCUUGUACCCCUUUUUAGCCAUUGAGUUUAAGGCUGAUGGUCCUGGGACGUCUGGUAGUUUGUGGGUGGCAACAAAUCAAUGUGUCGGAGCAUCCGCUUCAUGUAUCAACAUCGCCGAAAAACUUAACCAACAACUCAGGCAAUGUCAAAACGAGAACAUCACAUUGCUCGAUACUACAGCUUUCAGCAUCGCCAUGACCGGAACUGAAGCUCGUCUCUAUGUUUCCUGGAAACACAAUGAACUCGAAUACUACGUACAAAUGCUCAAUAGCUACUUACUCCCAAACCCUAAACACUAUACCGAGUUUCGAAAACAUAUUUUGAAUAUUAUUGAUUGGGGCAAGGACAAACGAUUGAAAGAGAUCCAAAGAUCGUUAGAUUUUCUUUUGGAGGAGAAUAGGAAGAGUGUCUCGGGGCAGCUGAAAUGUCGUACACCACCUUGACCUUCAUCGGACAGUCGCGAUUCUGGAUUUGGCAAUAAUGGACCUAAACAGCAAAAAUGACGUUCAACUUCAUUUUCUGGAACUCGUAGCCGCCGGGCUUCAAAGGGGAAUGAGAGGGAAACGCACAUACAGGAACGAGAGGGUGUACUCGAAGGGAGUGUAAAAUCACAAUCACGAUACUAGAUCUUAGAUCCGGUGUUCAAUCGCUACUAUCAUACUGAAGAAGGAGGGGC